Molecule: messenger RNA, 2844 nt
Organism: Penicillium malachiteum
Lineage: Eukaryota; Fungi; Ascomycota; Eurotiomycetes; Eurotiales; Aspergillaceae
Product: snoRNA-binding rRNA-processing protein DIP2
Exons: 4
Coding region: 1-2844 (947 amino acids)
Biological process (GO): maturation of SSU-rRNA
Cellular component (GO): small-subunit processome; Pwp2p-containing subcomplex of 90S preribosome
Molecular function (GO): snoRNA binding; protein binding
Source: RefSeq, a predicted model, not a curated record
AUGGUGAAAUCCUACUACAAAUUCGAGCACUCGAAUACGUUCGGGCUCGUUGCCUCAGCGUCGUCCAAUGCCAUCUGGGCUAAGGAUGAGCAGAUUGCAGGUGCGGCCCGUCAGACAGGUGCCGGUCGCGCAAUUGUCGGAGCUAGCGAGGAAGUUCUUUGCUGGGAUGUGAAGAAGGGAGAGUUAUUGGGCCGGUGGCGCGACUCAGUAUGCAAAGUUCCAGUCACUGUUGUCACCCAGAGCAAGGUUGAUGAAGAUAUCUUUGCCGUUGGUUAUGAAGAUGGCAGUAUUCGCGUCUGGGAUUCUCGUACCAGCACCGUCAUUAUUUCCUUCAACGGUCACAAAUCCGCCAUCACUCAAUUAGUCUUCGAUAAUGCUGGAGUGCGACUUGCCAGUGGUUCCAAGGACACCGACAUCAUCAUCUGGGAUUUGAUCUCCGAAGUAGGCCUUUUCAAGCUACGCGGCCACACCGACCAAAUUACCUCCCUCCACUUCCUUUUCCCUUCACCGGAAUUACUACAGUCCUCCGGACUUGGUGAUCACGCUGGUUUCUUGUUGACAACCGGCAAGGAUGCCUUGAUCAAGGUAUGGGAUUUGGCAUCUCAGCACUGCAUUGAGACACAUGUAGCACAGACAAAUGGUGAGUGCUGGAGCUUGGGCUUGUCGCCUGACCAGGGCGGCUGUAUCACUGCAGGAAACGAUGGAGAGCUGAAGGUCUGGUCAAUUGACGAGAGCGCCAUGGUCGAGAUUUCGAAGGAAAAGGUGGGCGCAGAGGGUCAAAGAAUUCUCACAGACCGAGGAACAUUCUACCGCCAUGGUAAAGACCGCACAAUUGGCAUUCGAUUCCACCCUCGCUUGGACUACAUUGGUGUCCACGGGUCAGAAAGGUCAGUCGAGAUUUGGCGCAUUCGUUCCGACACGGAAGUGCAGAAGAGUUUGGCGCGAAAGCGCAAGCGCAGAAAGGAGAAGGAGGCUCAGCGCGAGGGUGAAGAAGAGAAGGCCUCCACAGUUGAUGCAGACAAGCCUGAGGAUGUUUCUUCGGCUCCUAUCACAGAGGUCUUUGUCUCGCAUGUCAUUGUUCGAACCGGUGGAAAGGUCCGUUCCUUCGAUUGGAUGACAAACAAAUCAAGCAGUCUGAACAUUCUUGCUGCGACUACAAAUAAUCAGUUGGAGUCUUACAGCGUUGUUCCGGCAAACAAGAAGAAGGACGAGGAUGACUCCGAUUACACCCGCAACUUGGCCGUGGAUAUUCCCGGUCAUCGCACAGAUAUUCGGUCCAUUGCUCUGAGCUCUGAUGACCGCAUGCUCGCCUCCGCAUCUAAUGGCAGUCUCAAGAUCUGGAACACCCGCACAGAAACCUGCCUACGUACUCUGGAGUGUGGUUAUGCGCUCUGUUCCGCCUUCCUUCCUGGUGACAAAAUCGUGGUUGUUGGUAACAAGAACGGAGAACUCGAAGUUUUUGACAUCGCUUCCUCAACAUUACUGGAUACGAUUAAGGCUCACGAUGGCCCACUCUGGUCAAUUCACGUGCACCCGGAUGGCAAGUCUAUUGUCAGUGGUAGUGCCGACAAGACAGCGAAGUUCUGGGAGUUCAAGGUUGUCCAAGAGGAAAUUCCCGGUACCAAGCGUACUACUCCUCGCCUCAAGUUGGUUCACACAAGAACCCUGAAGGUCAAUGAUGAUAUCCUCAGUCUCCGAUUCUCCCCAGAUGCGCGAUUGCUCGCUGUGUCUCUUCUCGACAACACUGUGAAGGUCUUCUUCGUCGACUCGCUCAAGCUUUUCCUUAACCUCUACGGCCACAAGCUUCCCGUUCUGAGCAUGGAUAUCUCUUACGAUAGCAAAUUGAUUGUCACCUGCUCAGCUGAUAAGACUGUCCGAUUGUGGGGUCUGGACUUUGGUGAUUGCCACAAAUCUCUACUGGCCCACGAGGACAGUGUGAUGUCUGUCGCAUUUAUCCCCACCAACAAGGACCAAAACGGACACAACUUCUUCAGCGCGAGUAAAGACAAGGUUAUCAAGUACUGGGACGGCGAUAAAUUUGAGCAGAUCCAAAGACUUACCGGUCACCACGGAGAGAUUUGGGCUCUGACUAUCAGCCACACUGGUGGCUUCCUUGUCAGUGCCAGUCACGACAAGAGCAUUCGUAUUUGGAAGGAAACCGAUGAGCCACUGUUCCUGGAGGAAGAGCGGGAGAAGGAGAUGGAGGAGGCCUACGACAACACUCUUACCGCAUCUUUGGAGCAAGACGAGGACGGUGAAGAUGGUGAGAAGGCCGAGGCCGUUGAUGCUGGUAAGCAGACUACAGGCACACUUAUGGCCGGAGAAAAGAUCAUGGAAGCCCUAGACCUUGGCAUGGAGGAUCUUGAACUGGCGGCAACCCCCCCUAACCGCAACCCACUUUACCUUGCCUUUGGCAACAUCUCCGCCGAGCGACAUGUCCUGAACACCGUUCAAAAGGUCCCUGCUGCUGCUUUGCAAGAUGCUCUUCUGGUUUUGCCUUUCUCAAAGCUUCCUGCUCUCUUCACAUUCCUCAACAUCUGGGCCGAGCGUGAAUGGAACGUGCCUCUUACCUGCCGUGUCCUCUUCUUUAUGCUGAAGACUCACCACCGCCAGAUCGUCGUAAGUAAGAUGAUGCGUCCCAUGUUGGAUAGUAUUCGAGCGGCAUUGCGUCGGGUCCUCACCCGCCAGAAGGACGAGAUGGGCUUCAAUCUCUCUGCGCUGCAGUUCAUUGGCAACCAGAUCCGUGAAAAUAGCACGAAGAAUUACAUUGAUGAGGAGAAAUGGACAGAGCCUCAAGCUCAGAAGGGAACAGGCAAGAAGCGGCAAUUUGUGAGCGUGGCAUGA